Molecule: messenger RNA, 2216 nt
Organism: Chenopodium quinoa (quinoa)
Lineage: Eukaryota; Viridiplantae; Streptophyta; Magnoliopsida; Caryophyllales; Amaranthaceae
Product: putative KHG/KDPG aldolase
Exons: 10
Coding region: 620-1459 (279 amino acids)
Molecular function (GO): lyase activity
Source: RefSeq, a predicted model, not a curated record
CCCCACCAAAACCUAGUACAAGCCAACUUGCCCAAGGGAGAUCUUGCCAGCCAACUUGCAGCUCUACUGGAUUCUCAUCCCUAAAAUCACAUCUUGAUUUUUCUAUUGUUGAUGCUAAGUCAACUCAACUACAAUCCAUUACCCUUGAUGAAUGACGAACUAAAUAUAUCAUCUCAGCUAGACCUAGAAAUCAAAAUUUUAAGUUCAGCUCGACCCACAAGGAGGGUCGAACCUUAUUUGGGAAAGGAACUAGUGGUAAUUUGGGGGUCGAAUUUCCUUACCUUCGGUCAUUCCCCUUCGUUCUCCCAAAUUAGUCUAGCCUGUUAAUCUGAGCCGGUUUGACCCGUUAGGUAUUUUGGCUUCGUAGAGAGCUUCAUCUUACCUACCAUAAAAAAAAUAAAAUAAAAUAAAAUAAAUAAAUAAAUAAAAUGACUAACUAAUACCUUAACUAUCAUUUGCAAGGUCUUGAAGAUUUAAUCUCAUAAAUUCACCUAAAGAUAUUGAUAUUGUAAAAUUUACACAUUAAUGAUAAACACGACUCCAAACGUUGCGAUAAAAAAGGAACGGAUUGGAAAUAUUCGCCUAUGCAGUGAAUGGACCAUUUCACAACAAUACAACAAUGCUUGACUGCUUGUUAAUGCAACUUAAAAAAAAAAUCAGUUUCAAGAGUACAGUGGAUAUGGCAGCUGCUGGAAGUAUUGGCUUAUUAUGUAAUCCUCCUAUGCUUAGAAGUUCACCAUGUUUAUCUCAAUUCAAAGCUUCAUCAUCAUCAUCUUCAUGCAAUUCUCUCUCUCCUCAACUUCUCAAAACCAUUUCUGACAUUCAUAGUUCUGGUAUCAUUGCUUGCCUUCGUGCUCCUAGUGCAGAGCUAGCGCUUGGAGCUGCACGAGCUGCACUACGUGGUGGCAUCAAAGUAUUGGAGGUUGUGAUGACCACUCCAGGUGUGUUUGAGGUUUUGCAACAGCUUGUGCUGGAGUAUCCAACAAUGACUUUAGGAGUAGGAACUGUUCUAAACACCGAAGAUGCUAAAGUUGCAAAGAAGGUUGGUGCUAAGUUUCUUAUGAGUCCUGCAAUGAUCAAGGAUAUACUUGCUGACAUCCAAGAUCAUGAAGUUUUAUACAUACCCGGUGUCAUGACUCCAACAGAAAUACUGUCUGCUUAUAAUGCCGGUGCAAGGAUUGUCAAGGUUUAUCCUGUUUCUGCACUGGGUGGUGUCGAGUAUAUAUCAGCAGUUAAGAAGCCUUUUCAUUACAUCCCAAUGGUUGCUUCUCAAGGAAUUAAAAUGGGUCUAGUAGCAGACUUCAUAACUCGAGGAGCAUCCGCAGUAGUGCUGUCAGAUGCGAUUUUUCAAAAAGAAGCAAUUGCUCGAGGAGACUUCGAUAUUAUAUCUGAACGAGCACAGUUGGCAGUUUCAAUUGGCACUGAAGCUAAAAAACAGCUUAAACUAGUUAAUCAGUAACAGUUUUUUCUAAUCAAAGCCGGUGGAACUUGUUGAUCACCAUUCCCUGCACUUGCUUGCACACGUGUAUGACAAGGUUUUUGUUGUAAACCAUUGCCAAAUCGACAAGUAGCUCAGACACCAGCAGAUACAGGGCUCAUUUCAGAGUUCAUUACGCAGUAAGAUAUAACUGGACUUUGCUAAAUCUUUGAUUCAGGCUAGAUAUCUAACAGGUAGUUAGCUGACAUCACCCGAAAAGAUUGCAAUGCGGUUACUUUUUUUCUCUUGUCCUUUAAUACGGGUAAAAGGGUAAAUUUUCUCCCUGUUAGAUCACAAAGAUAAAGAUGUCUAACUCUUUUGAUCAUUUAUACCCUUUACAAGCCCUCAGGAACUCUAUCUCCCACCGUCAGUGGGUGUAAUACCACAUACUCUGUGGUGAUAUGUUUCUGAGCAGAAUGGCCAUCAUCAGAACUAGACAAGGCAUAUUGGAGUGAUUUCUUCUAUUCUGUUGUUUAAUACUUCUUACUCUGUAAUUCUGUAGAAAAUCUUAUGUGACAUAUGUAGAUUGCUGUAUUUUUUUCAUAUGUAUGAAUGUUACAUCAAAGUCUUAAACUAUUGGUGUGGUACUGAUUAGGAACUUUAUCUGUCAAUUGCUUGGUUUACAUGGUUGCCUGCUUGGACAACUGAAGUUACUGUAAUGUAUUUGUAUUGGGGAUAUAUUUUCGGAAAUCUUAGGAAAUAUUUUGUUAGUAUCUUUUGGUAGCUAAUAAUAUCUUUU